CAACCAGAAUUCACAUCUUGUCAGCCAGUCAAAAGGUCCAGCCAGUCAAGGUUCUGCGCAGACGUAUCGUAAGUCUCCCCCCUCCAAAAGCUACAAUGACCAAAAUGGCUUCCCUACUUCGCAACCUGUCAUAUCGCUUUACGCCUACGCCUUCGUCCGAGUUCCGGAAGGCCAAGAACGAAGAGACUCUCUUCACAAAGACAGACCCUGCCGUCGACGGUGAAGAGUGCUUACACGACUGCGAGGCAUGUUCGAUCAAAUAUCCCCGCAAGUUCGAGAUCGAUGAAGAGGACAAGGUCUAUGGAAACAUUGCUGGCUGGAACACGCAUUUGAUCGUCGCGACUGGAAAGAGCGACUGGGUGCGCGAUGUCUGUGACGAAAAGGGCAGUGUCAUGGAGGCUGUCGGAAAGACAGAGGAGCCCACCAAUGGCAAGAUGAUGCUCUCUGCCUCCAACAUGCCCAUACCGCACACAUCACACUCCGAUCCUGACGGCCAGGUCCGCACUACUGUCUUGCUACUUCCAGCCUUCAAGUUCAUCGACCACGUUACUCCAGCCGCCGUGCCAGACCUCAUUCGACACUGCGUCAACACCGCGCCGACGAACACCACCCCACUUGCAGACCCAUUUUCGGACAACUCCCUCACAACGACACCGCUGCCAGGAAGUCUGGAGUUCAGAGACUGUCCUCACAACUACUUGAUUCUCCUGUGCUCCCACGCAACGAGAGACGCCAGAUGUGGCCAGUCUGCUCCCCUGCUGAAGAAAGAACUCGAAAGACAACUACGGCCUUUGGGUCUGGCCCGCGACUUUGACGAUGAGCGUCCGGGUGGUGUUGGUAUCUACUUCAUCAACCACGUUGGUGGCCACAAGUAUUCGGCAAAUGUUCUCGUCUACAGAAGACGCCUAUCACCUGAAGGCAAGCCAUUGAACGAGGCCGCUCAGUGUAUAUGGUUGGCAAGAAUCAAGCCCCAGGAUUGUGAGAACCUUGUCCGUUAUACCGUGCUGCAAGGCAAAGUAGUCAAGCCCGGAGAGCAACUGCGAGGAGGCUUUGAUCGCUCGACUCAAUUGACGAGCUGGUAGAGAGAAAGAGAGAACGGGACAAUAGAGGGAAAGCUUAUAUAUAUAAGAAGCCUAACAUGCUAUCGGCCUUACUUGCACUUGACAUACGCAGAAUCAAUUAUGGGCCGCUCCCAUAUCGCUAUUCAUCUCAAAGCAACCAUCCAUCGUUAUCAUUACUGGCGUUAAAGGCAGGUGUCGAAUUGGAUCGAUCCAAUCCCAGUGUUAGUUUCGGCAUUUGGAUGAUGGGAAGACCAAUCUGCGGCGGUGAAUCCCCCUUCUUCGAACUUU
Aureobasidium subglaciale EXF-2481 is the source of this 1349-nucleotide messenger RNA. RefSeq lists its product as uncharacterized. The transcript is spliced from 4 exons. NCBI's taxonomy places the organism in Eukaryota, Fungi, Ascomycota, Dothideomycetes, Dothideales, Saccotheciaceae. The record is from RefSeq and is a predicted model, not a curated record. Bases 96 to 1082 code for a protein of 328 amino acids.